AUGGGCUUCGCGGACGGCAUCGGCGGCGCGGGCCUCGGAACAGCCGCAACCGGCGACUUGGGCGAACGGCAUCAAUUCGAAACCCUGUUGCAGAUCCGUGCGCAAGUCCGCGAGCUCGAGGCUGCAUAUGACGCGCGGCAUCCGGACAAGCCGCUCUCCGGGCGCCUCAUCCAUGUUUCGCACUACAUACCCUUUGUGAUUCGCGCGUUGGCCGAGGUGGACUACGAGCAGAAGCAGCAGGAGCGCGCGCUAGCCACUGACAGCGUCGCUGCUAUGGCUGCAGCGGCGAGGAAGAAGCGGGCGGCCAGGGAGGCGGAGAAAGCGCGCGAAGAGAUGCUCGCGAGCGGCGAGCUGCAUGCGCAGCAGCUUGCUUCUGAUGCGCAGCGAUUCAAGCGCUCGACGAGCAUGGCUGCUGCCGCUGCCGCUGGCGCGAGUGGUGCUGCGGCGAAUCUGCGGCUGUCCAUGGCGCUCAAUGGGCUUGAAGGCCAGGAUAUGGAGGCAAGGCUCGCGGAGAACCAGGCAAGGAGCCAGAUGCGUGCCGGUCGACGAGCGUGGAUGAUGACGCCUGUCAUUGAUGACGAUGACGAUGGCGAUGAAGAUGGCGAUGAAGAUGGCGAUGUCGACGCCGAAUAUGGCGCCGAGGGCAACCUCAAAGACCGCUUCACACCCGUGUCAUCUCGCCGCCCUUCGCAUGUCAGCCUUGGCGGCAACAGCUCCCGCGCUUCCAGCUUCGGUGCCGGUCCGAGCGGUCUGUCCGCAGGAAACAUCUUCCCGCCCGCGCAAGAACCAGAGAGCAACAGCUGGACACCACCCGACGCGACAUCGCUCCUCGCUGCCCAGCGCCCUGAUCCGGUGCAGUGGGUCCUUACGCCGCGGCGUGGACAUACGGCCCUCAACAGUGGCGUGCGGUCGCUGUGCAAAACCCACCAUCAGACUUUCAUCGGCUGGCCGGGCGACAUGGUGUACCCUGCCCAGGCACGUUCUGACAAUCGCACCGACCCUUCGCAGGCCACUGACGGCGAGCGAAGUGAGAUCGAGAAGCUGCUAGCGGACCUGGAUGACCCGACGAACUGGGCCGCGCACACUGCACCGGUCGUCGGCGCACCCAAGGAUGGCAGCGGGCACGAGCCGAUCAGCAGGGUGCCAACGCCGCUGAUGAAUGGCGCAGAACCUCUCAGCGCGAACAGGAAAAGCUUUGCUAGCAGUACCAACUUUUCUGGCGGUGCUGCUGCCAAGAGCAAUGCGAGUAUCCCUGGGGCAGGUGGAGCCAGUGCGUCGCAACGUGCUCCCGCCAAAGGCAAAAAGAGCGUCGAUCACACAAUCGAUUGUGCUGAUGCUGUUGCAGGUGAGGCAUCCUCAGAUGACGGACAGGACAAGGGCAUCAAGUACGUUCCGGUCUGGCUCGACUACGAUACUGCGCACGGUCACUACGAAGGCUACUGCAAGACUGUCCUCUGGCCGCUGCUGCACUACCUCGUCUGGCAGGACGUACAAACGGAGCGCAACGCAAGCACAUGGGACGAUACCAACACAUGGGCUGCAUACGUGCGCGCCAAUGAGGCAUUCGCGAAGAGGAUUGCGGACGAGUACAAACCUGGCGAUAUGGUCAUCGUGCACGAUUAUCAUCUUCUGCUCGUGCCCAAGAUGCUCCGACAGCUCGUGCCGGAUGCCCACAUUGCUCUGUUCAUGCAUGCGCCUUUCCCUAGCAGUGAGGUCUUCCGAUGCCUGCCAAAGCGACGCGAAGUCAUCGAAGGCAUGCUUGGUGCUGAUUUGGCGUGCUUCCAGGCAUUCUCUUACUCGCGUCAUUUCCUCUCCUCGUGCAUUCGUGUCUGUGGAUUUGACGCUUCUUACAACUCUGUCGAAUCCUACAACGGUCACAUCACCAGCAUCUCAUAUAAUCCAAUCGGCAUCGAUGCAGAGAAGAUCGCCAAGGACAGCAUGGCGCCGGGCGUCAAGCCAAAGAUCGAGGUGAUCAAGAAGAUGUACGAGGGCAAGAAGAUCAUUGUCGGACGCGACAAGCUUGACAUUGUCCGCGGUGUUCUGCAGAAGCUUCAGGCAUUCCAAAAGCUACUGGAAGAGUUUCCCGAGUGGCGCGGGAAGGUCGUACUCAUUCAAGUCACCGCACCUGCCAUUCACGACUCGCCGCAGCUCGAACGUAAAGUUUCCGAGCUGGUCUCACAUAUCAAUUCAGAAUUUGGCUCGCUCAGCUUCACGCCUGUCCACCACUACCAUCAGAUCAUCGAGCGAGAUGAAUACUUUGCGCUGCUUUGCGUCGCUGACCUCGCGCUGAUCACGAGCGUGCGAGAUGGCAUGAACACCACAUCAAUGGAAUUCAUUAUCUGCCAAGAGCAGCUUAAGAAAAGCCCGCUUAUCCUUUCCGAAUUCACAGGCACAGCAGGGCGGAUGCGCUCAGCCAUCCAGGUCAACCCCUGGAAUGUGUGGGGCGUUGCCAAGGCGAUUGACUAUGGUCUCAGGCUCUCGCAGGAUGAGCGUCUAUGCAGACACCGACAACUGUAUGACCAGGUGACCCUACACACGUCGCAAACCUGGGCUGCAACUCUCGUCAAGCAGCUUGCCUACCGGCUGAUCUCAGCAGAAGCGGCGCACUUUACUCCGCCACUCGAUGGCAAUUCUGUCCAACAGCAAUUCAAGACAGCUGGCAAGCGGCUGUUCCUGCUCGACUAUGACGGCACUUUGACGCCCAUCGUCAAGCGGCCGGAAGAUGCGCUACCAUCCAAGGAUCUCUUAGAUGCCCUCGAAAAGCUCAGCAACGACCCGAAGAAUAUCAUCUACAUCAUCUCAGGGCGCGAUCAAUCCUUCUUGAGCAAGCAUCUCGGCCAUCUGCGCAACAUCGGCUUUUCGGCGGAGCACGGCUGCUUUGUCAAAGAGCCCGGCACGGACGAAUGGCAAAAUCUGACGCUCGAGCUGGACAUGUCCUGGAUGCAAGACAUUCGCAGUAUGUUUGAGUACUAUACCGAGCGUACAAGCGGUAGCACCAUCGAGCAGAAGAAGAGUUCCAUCACUUGGCACUACCGCAACAGUGACCCGGACUACGGCUCAUUCCAGGCAAAGGAGUGCCAGGCCCAUCUCGAGAAUCUCACCGCCACCAACAAUCUGGCCAUCGAGGUGCUUGUCGGCAAGAAGAACCUAGAAGUUCGUCCGCUUGCGGUCAAUAAGGGUGAGAUCGUCAAGCGCAUCUUGUGGGACAACACGGAUGGCGAGUUCGUUCUCUGUGCUGGGGAUGACAAGACAGACGAGGACAUGUUCCGGGCGCUAGUCAAUCUAGGCAAGGGAAGCAACGGCGAUUCUCCUCUUUUGAGCGCGACCAUGACAACGUCCAGCAGCUCUGGCACAAUCACAGCCAAGCCGAGCAACCCGGCAGUGGAUCAGCUGAAAAAGAAAAGCCAAGAGGAAUCACUGCUAGUCAUGUCCCCGCCUACCCCGCUUAAUUCCGCAACGCCAAUGGGCAGUCCUCGCAUCAUGAAGCUAAGGCCCGAGGCAAUCUUCGCAACGACUGUUGGCCCUUCGAGCAAGAAGACGCUAGCUCAUUGGCACGUAGACAGCCCGCAUAGAGUCAUCGGGACUUUGCAAGGUCUCGCAGGUCUCAGCUGCUCCUAA
Tilletiaria anomala UBC 951 is the source of this 3618-nucleotide messenger RNA. Its product is annotated as glycosyltransferase family 20 protein. The transcript is spliced from 2 exons. Gene Ontology annotation, biological process: trehalose biosynthetic process. Gene Ontology annotation, cellular component: cytosol; alpha,alpha-trehalose-phosphate synthase complex (UDP-forming). The record is from RefSeq and is a predicted model, not a curated record. Gene Ontology annotation, molecular function: catalytic activity. Bases 1 to 3618 code for a protein of 1205 amino acids. Lineage: Eukaryota; Fungi; Basidiomycota; Exobasidiomycetes; Georgefischeriales; Tilletiariaceae.